AUGAAGCCGUCUUAAUUCCUCUAUUCAGAAUCAAUUAAGGAGCAGAAGGCUCAGAAGGCAAAUGUAACAAAAGUAAAUUAUUAAUUUGAUAAAUAUAGUCGAUUGGAGAGUUGAAACCUUUGCCUAAGACAGCCAAUGCUCCAAAGGAUUAAAAUUCAUCGAUGAUAUACUCUUUGGUGAGUUUACCAGUGUAAGAGACUUCAUUUAUUUCAUAGAAAAGAAGGACAGAAUGACACUGUAGUUUUCCCACAAUCGUUAAUUUCUUAAUCCAUGAAUAUAAAGCCACAAGUGGUUGUUGGCAAAAACACAGAGAUCGCUAGAAGCCUGAAAAAACUGAAGCCCUUAGAUAGUUUAGAAGCUACUCCUGAAUCAGUACCACCAGGGACUGGGAAAGGAGUUGGUGGAGAAUAAUAACAAUAAUUGCAAGGACCCAAACUUUAAGUUUAUUUGAAGUCAUUAAAUUAAUUGACAAAUGGUCAGUUCAAGAAGACACAAACACAAUUGUUAUUUGGAUCCAUUGAACCAAAGCUUAACAAUAAUACUGUGUUAUGUGUAUUGCGUAUCCAAAAACUUAAAUUUUUCAAUGAAUAUAACUAGAAGAAUGAGAAGGUAUAAAUGACUAAAUCUAUAUAAGAUUCCUUCAUUGUUUUGUUGGGAGGCUAUCUAUCGCAAGAAGAGCUUAAUGAAGACGACUCCAAAAGAAUUUGAUGCAGCUUAACAAGAUCUGUUAGAUUUUGUAUACACUAGAAAUGCCUAUGAGCCAGUAGAUAUAAUAUUAUGGAAAAUAAAGAAUAAUGAUGAAGUAAUUUAUUUCUUAAACAUAAGAAAUACGUUGGACAAUUUGAUAUAUCAAACAACGACUAUUAAAAUGCAAGAGAAGUCCUUGAUUUUAAAUCAAAAAUCAUUUGUGAAACUCAAAUUGAGAAGGAAAUGUUCAAAACCAUGAAAUAGACAAAAUCCUAUAUUGGUAAUGUCUAGUUCUAAUUAAUUUAACUUGGUCAUGAGAAGAUCCCAUUAAGUAUUGAAAUUAUACUAUUAUCAAGAUAAACACUCUGGAAUUCCAGGAUCUCCAAGAACUGAAGAAGAAAAGGCUAGACACAGAAUCAUAGAUGCUGCAAUGUCAGGCUAAGAAUACAGAUGGUAUGUAGAUGAGAAUGGCAAACUUUUAAUAGAGAAGAUCGACAAAGUCUCAUAAGAGAUUGUUGCUGAAUGUAGUAUUGAAGUAGUUGCUGAUGAAUGUGGACAAUUACAUCUAGUUUACGAAGAAAAAUAUACAGAUCCAGAUAAAUAUGGUAGAUCCAGACCAACAUCAAGAAAUAUGAGAAAGCAACAUGCUGAUGCUACAAUGGCAUUGAUUAAAGAGUUGGAUAAAAACGGUGCAUUUACUGAAGUUUAGACAAACAUAAGAAAUCUUAGUAGAUAAGGGAGAGUAACAAGAAAGGUUAUUGAAGAGGCCUUGUAUACAAUGGGUUGUACUGCUAAUUAAUUGCUAUUGACUGAAUGCUCAGAAUUUGGUGAUUGUUUAAUGGACUUUUUACUUGUUACAGAUGAUCUAGCAGGAGUAUUGGAAGCCAUGUAGGAAUUGAAGAUUGUUGGAGAGGAAGACUAGAAUUUAGAAAGUUUCUCCAAUAAUUUAUUCUAAAACAUUGGAUAACAUUUGAGGAAGAAUACAAAUCUUAAAUCUGUUGUUUAGUUUAUCUUAGCAUUAGAAAAGAAGCCUGAAGUUGCACUAUUGAUUUAAAAUUAUUCUUAUGCUCCGGAAAAUGUAUUAUCUAAUACACCGCCCUUUUUACAGAGUAAUCUAUUAAUUAAUGUUGUUUUUAGAUUUUGAUCCAAAAAAUUACGAACAUGUUAUGGUGUUGAGUAAAUUAAAUAAAAUGAUUCAGAAUUUUAAAAUAAAUACUAAAUUCACAAGAGCCUUGAAGAAAGCACAUGUUGAAGCUAAGAAGUCUAUUUAUUUUGAGAUUCCAUGCUUCCCAAAAAAUAAGGAUUUGGAUGAUAAAUCAGACUCCUUGUAAUUGAAGUAAAUGGGAUAGAAUAUUAUGCAUGAAGUAGUAAGAAGAUAAAAGUGGAAUAAGAGUCAUAUCAUUUUUGAGAAUUAUUCUGAAUGGUUCUUUGUAGCUGAUGAAUAAGGUUCUACCCCAUUUUCUAGAAUGUUGGAAGUAGCACCAUUUGAUGUUAUCAAAUCUCUUUUUGCAGCUUAUCCUGAUUAGUUAAAAAGUAUUUUCAGCAAGUUUGAUCCAAAUUAAGAAUUAUUUGAAGGAAGAGUGCCUAAAGUUGAGAAAAAGAAGGAUGAAUAAAAUAAAGAUAAUUAAGGAGGUGAUGGAAAUGAUGGAGGCGAUGGAGGUGAUAAUGGUGAUGGUGGUGAUGAUGGUGGCGAUGGUGAAGCCAAAUAAUAAUAAGAAAAAGAAAAAGAAGAACCUUCGGAAGAUGAUCUAUAUAAAAAAGGAAAAGAAAAUUAAGCAGCCAGAAAGGCAUUUGAACACUUCACAAUGUAAAAGGAAUAUAAAAAAAAUCUAAUUCAUUGUCUACUCUUAAAUCCAGAUUUGAAUCAAAGUGAUUUAUUGGAUCUCUUAAGAAAUAUUGAAUUAUUGGUGAAUGAAUCAAAUGAAUCUAAUUUUGAGACAUUAAAAACCCAGAAAUUAAGAGCUGGAGAUUUUACUCCUCUAGGAUUGUACUUAGAAUUACUGAGAUCAAAAUGCAAAAAGAAGUUGGAUAGAGUUUAAAGGGAAAUUGGUACAUCUCUUUUCAUUUGCCAAAUGUUGACUCCAAAUAUUGAUGAAGAGGAGAAUAAUUAACAAUAAGAAGGAUAAGAAUAACAAUAGGAAUAGAAACCAAAAUCAUCAUUUGUUUGGGAUAGAUAAAAUCAAUAUGUGAUUUCUUAAAUAAUUGGGAAAUUACCUGAAACUUUAUUCUAAUAAUUUGAUGAUCUAUUCAGGUUCAUAAAAUGGAUUCCUCCAUUUGAAGAAUUAAAAACAAUCAGAUAUAUCAACUUACCUUAUCGCUAAUUAAUCAAACAUAAGUAAUAACAAAAGUUGUUUGCCAUCUUAUAAUAAAUGUACGAUGAAAUCAAACAAAAUUAAAAUUACGAUCCAGCAGAUGCAGAUUCAGAAUAAAACCAAAAGAUUCUUUACACAAUCCAAAUCUGGACAUUGAUGCUAUUAGAGAUCAGAAAUCUCAGAUCAUAAAGACUUGAAUAAGUAGCCUCCCAAUUAUUAUCUUAAUUAAGAGAGUUCACUUAAUAAUACAUUGAAUUGUUGGUCUUACCUAUGCCAAAAAAUAUUACAUCUUCAUAUUACCCCUUAUAACAUCAAUAUGAAUCCGAUCCAAAUACUAUUCUCGAGUUCUUCAAUGCCAUUAAAUUCAAUAUAUUAUUGACAGAUCUCCCUGUGUAAAGUUUGGAUAAACUGGAUGUUAAAUAGUUGGCUAAAGCUUUGUCUAAAUGCAAGGAUAAAGAACCAUUAAGAGAUUUAAUAAGAUUGGUAUUAACAAAGGAUUAAGGAAACUAAAAUGCUGGAGCAGAAGAAUAAGAAUAAGUGUAUGAUCGCAAAUAGUUUGAAUUGGCAGUAGAUUCUAAUGUGAUUUUUAAUGAUGAAGAUGGAUCUUAUAGACAAUUGCUUGAUAAAAAGUAGGUUGAACAAUUAUUAUUAACUUAUAAAGCAGAAAAGUUAUUGCCUUUGUCAAAUGGCUAAACAGAUAGCUUUAGUAAUCAUGUUCAUGGAAUUAUUUUGAAUUCAUUCCAAACUAGAAAGUCUGUUGGUGUUACUUAGUAAUAAGUAGCUUUAUGGAUACGAAAUAAUGAAUCAAAAAUAGAUUAAAAAUGGAAAUACAGAUACAUUGAUUUCUUCAGAUCAAAUAUGUCUAUGUAAUAAAUUCACACUUUGAUUGAUAUUGAAAUUCCAAAACCCAAGAAAACAUACCAUAAUUAAAAUAAGAUUUAUCCUUAUGUAUAAGCUUAAGGUAAGAAUUGGGCAUCGAUAUUGGAUGUGAGAAGAUUCAUCUCUGCAAUCAAGGAUAACAUUCAAUACAUCAACAUUGAAAACACUCUAAGAUCGGUUGCUCUUAAUGGACAAUAUGAGAAACUAGAAUAAGUGUUACCAUAUGUUAAGGAUGCAUAAAUCAUCAGAUAAACUAUCCAUCUAGUUGCAAACAUUGCCAAUUUGUAAAUAUUCACCCCCAAAUCCUACCUUUCAUUCAGAUAUUAUAAAAAGCCACAACCAAAAGAUGAUGAAGAAGAAUAGAAUGUUGAAAGUGAUAACAACAAACCAGAUGAUGGAGAUGGAGGAGGUCCAUAAUUAAUUUCUUCUUAAAAUUAGCCUGAAUCUUAGAAAUAAUAAUAAUAGAAGAGUCAAGAAAAGAAAAAGAAAGAAGCUGAACCUGAUAGUGCUAGUAAAUACUUAGACAUUGCCAGUGAAUUUUAAGUGAGAUUAUAUGAUCCAACUGUUUAUUUCUUUAAGACUGCUAUCAAGGAAAAGAAAGAGAAGUAUAAAGUUGAUAUUCCCAAAUUCCCUGAAGCUUUGGAUUAGAUUAGAACUCCAUUGUCUGUCUAAUCCUAAUUAAAUGAAAUGACUCAAUCAAUUCAAUUAGAAUUUGACGACUUUUUUAGAACUCAUUUUACAAAAAACGAAAGAUUGAAUUUGAAGAAGUUUGAAUCUAACUUUGAAAAAGAUGUGUUAAUGUUUAGAUAUCUAAAGGAUUGGAAAUCAUCAUUAUAAAGAUAAAACUUUAGGUCAGUAUUCACCUAAUAUGAUUAAGGAACUGGGUAACAAUCAUAUAAGAAAGUGUUAAACUAAUUACUUAAAUAAUACCAAAGAUAUGGAAUGCCAAUUUGUGAUAGUUUCAAUGAGUUUGAAAAGACUUUGGAUGUCUUGAUGAUCUAUGGAAUUCAAAACAUGGAUUAACUCUUAUUCUAAGUAGCUUCUAGUAAGAUGACACCUAUCGAAAAGAACAAGAUAUUACUUAAUUUAGUUUAUAGAGUGGUCGAUCCUGGAACCUCAGUAUUAGCAUAACAUUAUCAAAUUAAAAAUGCAAAUACCUAUUUGUAACAAAUUAAUAGAAUUAUCAAAUCUGUGAAUAUUAAAUUAUUAUCAGGAGAACAGGAUGUAGAAGAAUUUUAAGCAAAUGCCUUGUCUAAAAUUCAAAGAACUAUGAGAUAUCUAAAGCCAGACAUGGCAAACGAUAAGAAAGUCAUUAUUUUUAAAUUGGCAAGUGAAGUCUUGUAAAGAUUUGAUUAAUUGGAUAUUAAAUCUUUGUUUGAAAAGGAAUUAAUUGAAAUUUCAGAACUCAUCAAAACUAGAUAACUUAGAGACAAAAAUUUAUAGGUUCUAGCAUCAAAAUAUGUUAAAUCAAAGGACGAAACCAAAAGGUUGAAUCAAAGACCUUAUUAUAAAGAUAUUAUUGCUUCAUUUAAAAAACGAAGAUUGGAUGAAGUAUUAUCCACAAUUGAUCUAACAUAGUAUAUUAAAAACUAUUCAGAUGCUUAGUGUGAAGAGAUUGUUACAGAGUUAUUUAAAUUACCAUACGAGAAAAGUUACUUAAAAGAAUUAUUGGAAAAAUUUAAUAGGAGAUUAUUUGAAAGUCUCAUGUUUCAUAGGAGAUUCAGAACAUAUACUAAAUUGAUAAAUGAUAUUCUAUUUAAAUAAAUUUUGAAAGGAAAGGAGUUGGCCUUUGUUCCCUUUAUAACAUAAGGUUAAAACCAAACUGCUAAAUAAGUCAAGAAGUAGGAAGGGAAUAAUGAGAAAGCUGAUGCUUAAUUGGAGAUAGUUUAGGCACAACCUGUUAACGAAGGUGGGGAUGAAGCGGAACUUCUACGUGAUGGAAAAGAUGAAGAUAGUACGAAAUAGGAUUCCUUGAGUUAAAUUGCUGCUUAUUUCUGUUUUUAUGAAUACUUUGAUACUUUACAUAGGUUCAGGGUUAAAGUACAAGAUGUUGAACCCUACACUUCAUUCAGAUUUAUGUUACAUACUAAUGAGCAACUUUUAUAAUUGGCAACUCAAUUUGAAUAACAAGGAUAUAAUUAUAUUAGUAAUUGCAUCAGAAUGUAUAGAUAUUUGAGGUUGAACCAUUAUCAUUCAGAUAAACCUUAUAUUAAAUUAGAAAAUGAACUUAUGGUUAGUUUCAUCUCAUAAAACUCUCAAUAUAUCAAAUCUCCUUGUUUGAAUAUCGUCAGAGAAUAUUUGUAAUUGUCUGAGCGUCAGGCACCAUUCUGGUAAAACACCAUAACCGAUAGGAAAUAGCCAUAAAAGGCAUUAACUAGAUUAAAGAUUAAUGGUAUUGAGAGAGGAGUGAAAUUCUGUUUCCCUUCAAAUUACAUAUAAGAUGGUGAUAAUGAGAUUACAAACGAUGAUAUUCGUAGAACUCCAGUUAAGAGACCUGCUUUUACAAUUGAUUAAUAUGUUGAGUAUUUACCUCCUAAGAAUCCUUAAAGAUUGGACAAUCAAAUUAUAAAUGAUCCUGAAUUUACUUCAUUACUUAACAAAUUGUUGAUACCAAGCAAAUAAUUAGAAUUUUUAAUUGACAAAGUUGAAUUUUAGGAUAAUCUACGUAAUUUAGUUUAUAAUGAUCACGAAAUGUAUUUUUAUGUUUUGAAUUUCCCUAUGUUUUGGUAUGAAGAGAAGUUAAAUAAGGAUAAUUAAAUAUUCAUAGGAUUCUAAAUGGAAUUUGAACUAGGUAUCAUCUUCAUAAAAUCAGUACUAUUAUUUGAACCAAAACUAAUCAAUCAAGCAUUAGAUAUUUAUUUCAGAACAAUAAAUAAGUAUUUAGAAUCAGGAAAAGAAGGUGAAGGGGAACAAGAGGAAGAUUAAAAAGUUGAAGAUGACAAGACUGUAUAUGAUGAAGUUACAGUAAUGGAGACAGACAAUGAGCCUGAUUAGGAAGAAGAAAAUAAAGAUUCUAAUUAAGCUCCUUAAGUAUAAGAAGAAUAAUAAGAAUAAUAACAAGAAUAAGCUUAAUAAAUAGAAUAACAAAAAUAAUCAGCACCUCAAUUAGUAAGUUUACAAUAAGCUGACUAAAAAUUGGUUUCGGAUGAGUAGCAAGAAGAAUAAUAAUAAAACCCUGAUGGUCCUCCUAGAAUUUAGCCGCCUAAUUAAUAGAAAGAACCCUAAUAGUUGGUUUCUGAAAGAAAGAAAGCUUCUGAAACUGACACAAAGGAAAAUGUUCCAAAGACACCUGAACAGAAACCUGUUAAGAAAUAUAAACCUGUCAAAAAGCUAGUGGCAAGGCCUAAAGGACCCAAAGAUUAAAAUUUUGUUGAGCCAAAUAAGAGUUUAAGAAAACUAAUUAGAUAGGGUUGCAGUAGUUAAUAACAAUUCUAGAUUUUCUUAUAAUUGAUAUUAUUUGCAACAACUAGUGAUGACAUAUUUAGAUUGAUACAGAACUAUUUGAUUAAAUUUUAAGUUAUAAGUUCCCCAUAAAUUCCAAAGGAAAUUGAUCCUGUAAUAAAGGCUAGAUUAUUAAAAGAUGGAUUUAAGGAACCAUUCAAUUUGUAAUUUGUAGAAUAAGCAGAAUUGAGAUUCAAGGAGUUGAAAUAACAACAAAUUGAAGAUAUUAAACAUGUGAAGGAUGUAUUAACAUAGAAUGAAUCUAAAAGACAUUCUGAGUCAAGUGAAGUUUAUUAAGCUUUAAUUGGAUCUCUACUUUAAGUUCGAUUUGAAGAUUAUCAAAUAUACAUUGACAAAUUGAUGGAUAAUGCUGCUUAUAAAUGUUUAUCGAAAUAUAAGAAAUCAGUAGCAGCAUAUUCAUUAGAAAAAGAUCAAAAGUUGUAAGUGGAAUUAAUCAAAUACUUCUCCAAACUAACAACCAAAACAAUAAGUGGAGAUUUCUUACAAAAAUUCUUUGAAAAUAAUAGAGCAAAUUAAAAUCAAUAGCCAUUCACAAAUGACAAAUGGAUCAAUAUUAUCUGCAUUUUUAACUAUUGUAAACAGAUAUUAAAGCAAACUAGAAAAUUUUAAGAGUCCGUCUACAUAGAAAGAUAAAAAUUAGAAUAAAAGGUUACAACUUUGGCAUAUUACAAAGAAGAUAAAUUUGUGAAUCCUGACUUCUUAGUAAAACCUAAAUUCCACUAUAAAUUAAAGGUAACUAAUAAAUUAGAACCUAUCAUCUAUGAAUACAAGAGAGAAAUUGUUGAAGUUAAAAUUAAAUAAAAGAAAUAAGAAGAUAAUCAAUAAGAUAAUUAAUAAGAAAAUUAAGAAAAUAAUUAAGAAAAAAAUUAAUACGAUAAUUAAGAAGACAAUUAAUAAGAUAAUUAAGAAAUUUAAUAAAACGCUGAAUUGAGCAGAUAGCCAGCUAUUAAUGGCCGAAAUGAGGAAGAUCAAAAUCAAAAUUCUCAAAAACCUGAGGGUGAAAAUAAAGGGAAUUAAAAUGAUGAUUAACAAGCUACUGAAAAAAAAAAUCAAGAAACCUUCUAUUUUGAAGUCACUUUAAACAUCUAGAAAGGCACAGCUCCUAAUAAUCCUUACCCUGUACCUCAAUUAUACUAGAAGAAUGUUGAAGAAGUUGUCAAAUGCAUAGAUACUCUUUAUUAUGAAAAUUACUUGGAACACAUCAAUAAUUUAUGUUCCUAUCCACAAUUCAAGGUGGCUUAAUUGAGUGGAUCAGACAAUAUUGAUUACAUCUAAUUGAAGACCAAAUUAACAAAGGAGAACUUUAGAGAAUAUUAAGAAUUGCAUUAUGCUUAAAACUUUUAUUUAGAUCAAACAAUAAUGAAUUUGGAAACUUACAAUCGUCUGUAUUGGGACCCAGAAAAAGGAAAUAAUCUUUCAAUAUUGAAAGCAUUAAGAGAUGGCAUAGUUUAGACUGAAAGCAAUGAUUUCGAAAAUCCUGUCCCAAUCUGUGAUUAAAUAUGGCAAUUGUAUAGUUCUAGAAUUAGACCAGAUAUCAAAUUGAAGUAUUAAGAUAAAUUAUAUCGUAAUCUUAUUUAAUAAUAUAUUUAGCUGUUCCAUACAGUAACUAUUAACCAAGAUAAAGAAAUACUUAGUAUAAAUAAAGCAUUCAAGUUGAUCAAUCAUUCCCAGAACUAUAUCCAAUUGUUAAUUUAUAAGUCUAUUAAUACAUUCCUGAUAUUAUGACUGAGGAGCAAUUUAAUUAAAAAUAUGAUCAAUUGUCAAUAAUCUAAUAAGCUUGUGUAAGAAAUACAAUUAAUUUUAGUAUGAUUUGAAUUCUUAUGCAUAAUCAUUGGAUGACUUCGUCACUCAAUCACCAAGUGAAGAGGAAUUGCAAAACUUGAGGGAUGUGGCUCCAUAAGUAGUUUCAUGGCCAUUAAUCAGAACCAAAGCAAAGAGAGAUAAAGGAUAAACAGAAGAAUAUAAAAUUACUCACUCCCCAGAAGCACAUCCACUCUAUAUGAUUGAAUAUUUAUUCAGUAAAGUCCAAAUCCAGUUGAGCCAUCAACUCAAAUUCACAUUUAAUGUGUUGUCAUUCACUGAGAUUAUUCUAUUUAAAUUAACCAGAAUACUUCAAUAACAUACAGGAAAAAGUAAUUAGCAAUUUGAUUUAUUUUAGGAUGCAGAUUGUCAACUACUACAAGCAUGUUGAGUGAAUGGGCAUUAUUGAAGAAGAUCUUAUUGAAGAUUGGAGAUUUAAUAGUGGAGAAUGAAUUGGAUAAGUUUAGAUUCUAUUAUGUUGAAAUUAAUGAAGUUCAUUAAAAUUCUGUAAAAUUCAUUAGUAAUUAUUUAUAGGUGUUCCCAAUCAAAUCAAAUAAAUUAGAAGGAUUGGAUGCUAUCUUCAGAUUUGGUUAAACCUAAUUCUAUGUUCAUUCAAAUGUUUUGAUCAUUAGAUUGAAUGUAGCUGUCGUUUCAGAGAAUGCUUCCACUUUGAUCGCUUAAAGGAAUAUUAAAUUGAAGUCUAAUGAAUUAUGUCCAUUACUAUUUAAGGAAGACAAAGAACUUAGAGUAAUUAUUUAUUCAAUUUUAUAGGGUUAUAUGAAUUAUAUAAUAACUUUGGAGGAUAUGCUUAAGUAAAUAUUUACCAAAAAGUGAU
Molecule: messenger RNA, 9975 nt
Organism: Paramecium octaurelia
Lineage: Eukaryota; Ciliophora; Oligohymenophorea; Peniculida; Parameciidae
Source: the annotation of a GenBank genome assembly